Molecule: messenger RNA, 4601 nt
Organism: Labrus bergylta (ballan wrasse)
Lineage: Eukaryota; Metazoa; Chordata; Actinopteri; Labriformes; Labridae
Source: RefSeq, a predicted model, not a curated record
GCGAACCGGACUGAACGUCACAUUCCUGCAUUCCCUUUUUUUUUCUCCUCUUGCCUGGGACGUCGGAGUUAGCCGCCUCUAGACACCUAAUCCUCUCCCCCCCCACUUUUCUUGUGGACAAAAAAACCACACACACCCAUGACAAGGCGGAAUUGAUCCCGGGUGGUGAACCCAGCUUCCCCAAAAGGAGUCGAAGCUCACUUCGGGUCACUCUCCUCCUUCCCUCCCCCUCCUCCCGGUCCACCCGUCACAGCGCCAGUUGCCAUGGAAAACUCCUCCGUGGCGUCUGCAUCCUCUGAGGCUGGGAGCACACGCUCGCAGGAGAUAGAGGAGCUGGAGCGCUUCAUUGACAGCUAUGUGCUGGAGUACCAGGUGCAAGGGCUUCUGGGAGACAAAGCAGAUGGAGAGUUAGAGUUGGACAAUAGUGACAAGGUGCCGCAGUGGACCGAUGACUGUAACAACAAGAAAGAUGGCAGCUGGACGUCUUCACGGGGGAGAGGCUCAUUCAAGCCAGACGAGUGGGAACACAGCAGUAACGGCAGCACAGGUUCCAGACCCAGUUCAGGGUCUAGACCAGGAUCUGGCUCCCGCUCCGGCAGCAGAGGCAGAAACAACCAGUUCAAAGGCCCUGCAAAGAAUGGUAACAGAGAAGGAUCCUUUGACAUCCUGGGGACGGACAUAUGGGCUGCCAACACAAUGGACUCACACGGAGGUGCAGGCUGGGACGUGCAGCCAGAGAAGCUGGACUUCAGCCAUUUCCACAGGAAACACUUAAGAGGAACGCCAAAACACCUGCCUCACAUUGACAGAGAGGGGAUGAACAGGAACAAGUUUGAAGAGGAUGACGGUAUAGACAUGAAUGACAUAGAAAGGUUUCUUCCAAAUCUGCGCUCUGUCUUCCCACCCCUUCCUAACGAGGUUGAGAUCGCACACACCAAAAAGCUCUUCCGACGCAAGAGGAACGACCGACGAGCGAUUGAUCAGUUCACCCGAGACCAGUUAACCGUACUUCUGCCCAGUGGCCCCGGGGGAAAGCGACACGUCUCAGCCAGGAGACAGCAGCGGCCUCAGGGAGGAGGAGGAGGUGGAGGAGGGAAGAACCAACCUCAGCUGAUACAACAACAGUCACCACAGCACCUGAGGGACCAAACUCAACAACAGUCCCCACACCAACAGCAUCAGAGUCCAUCGGAACUGGGAGAUAACAGAAACAGCAGCGCUGGUCGGCCACCUCGUCAGUAUCAAGGAGGACAUGGGCAGCGCCAGGGCGGAGCCUCACACCACGGAUAUAGCCAGAACAGGCGUUGGCACCCUAAUCAGAAAGGUCAGGGGCACGGACAGACGAACGCUCCAGGCGAUAGAGGAGUGUCCCCAAAAACAACCAAAGAGACUGAGAAUGUAAAACCAGCUGACGAGAUCAGAUCACCUCAAGACUACAGAAAUAUGAGUCCCAAUGAGUCACCAAAAUCCGAGUCAACGCCCAGUAAAAACGCUUUCCCAGAUCUGCCAGUUAGCAAGGAAUCUCCCAACCCACCAGGAAGUGGGAAGGCAGGUGAGGGCCAGUCGGAGCGGCCCAAAAUCAGUCUGCUGCAGUCUUCAAAGGAGAGGUUGAGGAGGAGGCUAAAGGACAAGGAGGAGUCACGUGUGGAGGCAGGCUCCGGUUCGCAGAGCAUGGACCGGCUUGUGGAGCUCCUCAACAGCAUGAGAAGCAACAGCAGCGGGGUGGAGCAGCAGCUGGCCUCCUUCAUGGAGGAGGCGCAGUGCUCCGCCCGAUCGGAGGAAACUCUGGCUCAGGUGGUCAGCACCAUCUACUCCAAAGCCGUGUCAGAUCGGAGCUUUGCCGCCACAGCCGCCAAGCUCUGCGACAAGAUGGCGCUGUUCAUGGUGGAGGGGACCAAGUUCAGGUCGCUGCUCCUCAACAUGCUGCAGAAGGACUUCUCCCAUCGAGAGGAGCUCCAGCAGUCAGACGUGGAGAGGUGGUUGGGUUUCAUCACCUUCUUGUGUGAGGUGUUUGGGACCAUGAGGAGCAGCUCCGGGGAGCCAUUUAGAGUGCUGGUGUGUCCCAUCUACACCUGCCUACGAGAGCUGUUGGACUCCAUAGAUGUUAAAGAAGAUGCAGUCCUCUGCUGUUCAAUGGAGCUGCAGAGCAUGGGCCGUCUCCUGGAGGAGCAGCUCCCGGAGAUGAUGAUCGAGCUCCUGGCAGCCGUCAGGGACAAGAUGCUCUGUCCGGCCGAGUCCCAGCUGACCCGCUCGCUGCUCAUGGAGGUCAUCGAGCUGCACGCACACCGCUGGAGCCCGCUGGAGGCUCUGACCACACAAUACUACAACCGAACCAUCCAAAAGCUUACCACAACCACCUCAACCACUGCCUAGGUGCCAGCCCACUCAGGAGGAGAAGAGACAAGACCCCCCCCCAAUGACGUCCUGAUGAAACAUUUUCUACAUGAACUAAUCAUGGAUUUACCAAAACGGACACCUAAAUAGAAUCAAGCUUUAUAUGGCUGUUCAAGUCAAUGAACAAUUAUGGUUAUUUCUCAAAUAUGAGUGACCACUGCCGUAAACGAAACAUACACUACCCUUUUAAAGUGGUGAGCUUUUAAGACAACACUAGGUGUGGUGUUCAAAUAGAACAAAUUAUUUUUGACACCCAGUCGAGAAAACAGUAAUUUAGGGCCAGUAGGGGCGUGCUUGGCCACACAGAGUCCUGGAGCUCGUCUGGCAGAGGGAUAAAGGAGCGGAGAGGGGGUCACCCAGUGGGGAGGGGGAGAGGUGGAUGGGGGAGCAGCUCGCCCGCAGGGAAUACAGAGAUCCCUACCUAAAGAUGAAUGGAGGAUGGAGAGAGGGAGGGAAGGAAGGAGGGUCAGGGUAGUCCGUGUCAGUCUGUUCAUUGUGCUCAUUUGCCCCGCCGACCUUCCCCCUUCCCCGAUCUCUCUCUUCUCCCCCCCCUCCUCUGUCUCUCCAUCAGCCCCUGGGGUCUGUGUGGCUGAUAAAAGAGAGGAGGAGGAGGCAGGGAGCAGACAUGGAGCUGUCUGUCUGGGCUGUCUGCCCCGCCGGGCCAGGGGACCAGGUCAAAGGGCCUCACUGUGGAGCUCCCACAGCGCUCCUCCCUGCCUUUGUCUCCCCCAAAACUCCCCCACCACCAACAUCCCCCCUUCCCUCAGUAUGAAGCCUUUUUAUGGGGAUGAGACAGUGGGCCUGCUGGGCCAGGCUGGGCCUAGGAUAAGGAUCAGGCUGGCUGGAGCAGGCUGGCAGAUGGCUGCUUGAGCCCAUGUGAGACGACACACCCCCUCUGGCACCCCAAGUCCCUGAGCUCUGCCUGGUGUCAUCCACAGGGGGGGGUCUGUUUAAAAGCAUUAAAACAGACACUGCUGAUAAUUCUUUUGUUUUUGUCCUACAGGGGAAUGUCUCUUCUCCUCUGAUUAGCCGUGCAUGUCCACGCUCUGUUAACCACAUUGUUGAUAUUACAUUAUUUUUUUAAUCAUUACGUGUUUUAAUUGUUGUUUUAUUUUGAAGUCUUGUUUUUAUGAUGAGUUGUAUGUAUGAGGUGUUAGCAGUAGGCCUUAUUGCACAGGUGUGAUUUGUUUUGCACUGUUUGGAGGUAAAUUUGCUUUACAAUUGAAAAACUAAAAGAGAGCAAAAGUUUGAAUUUGAAUUUGAAUCAGUGCUCGUGGAUGAACCUAGAACAUCUCAGUAGUGAGUGAGAUUUGCUGAGCAUACUGAGGGAUUAUAGGAUGUUAUAAUGGACUGUGGCCUUGUUGAUUAUACAUUUUUAUAGGAGCUCUCUUGUUUCAGUAGAGGGCAUGCUGAGGACUUAACACUUGGACUUAUUUCCAUCUUUCUGUUGCUGAAGAAAAAAAGAAGAAACACAUCCGAAGAGCAAAAACAUUGAUGUGACGACAAAAAGAAGAGCAUGGCACACGGAGACACCAAUAACGUUCUCCUACUCAAGCCAUUCUUUGCAGUGGACAUUUUGCAAGUGUUUAAUAUUGACCGUACUUGAUCUUGCUUUUGUUUUUUGGGGGGAUUUUUUUGAGGAAAGCAACUAUGAACUUGUGUAUUUGAAGAAGACAAUUACGAAAAAGAAGAAAUCUUAUUGUACGACCUCAUUAGCUAGUCAUAUGUGGCACCGUACUCCAGCUUAAGUGUGAACUAUGAUAUUGACGUACCAAGCCAAUCAUGCACCAUUUGUAAAUGGGCUCUAUAUAUUAAUCUGCAUUCAGUAUAUUUACAAGUAUUUAAAAACAUUGGAAUAGAGGGUGGAAAGUGCAACAGAGAUGUUCCACAUGGGAAGGGUCAGCCUGCUCAUGCAUUUGAAUCAGGAAGUAGCUCAUUGAUUGGGAUUAGUCAUACAUGCACAUACGCACAUGCUAUGUUCCCCCACUGAAUCUCAGUGGGCAGUUUUAAGUGUUUUUAUAUUUUUUUCUCUGUCUUGCAUCAAGAAUUACGAUCCUGUGUGGUAGAAACACACCCCAAAUAGUAGUUACAAGAGAAGGGUGAUUUAAAGCUCAAACAUGUCUCUGGAGGUGCAGGCUAAUCGUGUGUGUGUGUGUGUGUGUGUGUGUGUGUGUGUGUGUGUGUGUGUGUGUGUGUGUGUGUGUGUG